Molecule: messenger RNA, 1503 nt
Organism: Stegodyphus dumicola
Lineage: Eukaryota; Metazoa; Arthropoda; Arachnida; Araneae; Eresidae
Gene: Dhc64C
Product: dynein heavy chain, cytoplasmic
Biological process (GO): microtubule-based movement
Cellular component (GO): axonemal dynein complex
Molecular function (GO): minus-end-directed microtubule motor activity; dynein intermediate chain binding; dynein light intermediate chain binding
Source: RefSeq, a predicted model, not a curated record
AUGAUUCCAGAGCCUGUGAUAAGCACAACAAGAGGAAUGGGCAGCAGUGGCUCAACAACUCAUUGGCAACAUCAUACUCAGCAUGGACAGAUUUUGAUACAGAGUGUAUGUGAAACUAUGGUUCCAAAACUUGUGGCAGAAGAUAUACCACUCCUCUUCUCGCUUUUAUCUGAUGUAUUUCCUGGUGUAUCAUAUACUAGGGCUGAGAUGAAAGGUUUAAAGGAGCAGAUAAGAAAAGUCUGCCAGGAAAUGUUUCUUGUUUGUGGGGAAAAUGAGGAAAUUGGUGGUCUUUGGAUGGAGAAAGUUCUUCAACUUUUCCAAAUUUCACAAUUGAAUCAUGGUUUGAUGAUGGUUGGGCCCAGUGGCAGUGGAAAAUCAACUGCAUGGCAUGUUCUUCUUAAAGCAUUAGAACGAUUUGAAGGAGUAGAAGGUGUUGCUCAUGUCAUAGAUCCUAAGGCUAUUUCCAAAGAAGCUUUGUAUGGAACCCUUGAUCCAAAUACAAGAGAAUGGACGGAUGGAUUAUUCACCCAUGUUCUAAGAAAAAUAAUUGAUAAUGUCCGUGGUGAAAUCAGUAAGCGUCAGUGGAUCAUAUUUGAUGGUGAUGUAGAUCCAGAAUGGGUUGAAAAUUUAAAUAGUGUUCUUGAUGACAAUAAACUCUUGACUUUGCCAAAUGGUGAACGUUUGAGUUUGCCACCCAAUGUACGAAUAAUGUUUGAAGUACAAGAUUUGAAGUUUGCUACAUUAGCUACUGUGUCCCGUUGUGGAAUGAUAUGGUUUAGUGAAGAUGUGCUAUCAACUGAAAUGAUUUUUGAGAACUUUUUAUUAAAACUCCGACAUAUUCCUUUAGAGGAAGUUGAGGAAGAAAUAUCUUAUAAAAAGAAAAAAGAAGAUACGCUCAAAGAAGAUCUUUUGUCUCCUACAUUACAGGUUCAACGAGAUGUUGCUACAAUACUUAGCCCACAUUUUACAUCAGAUGGUUUAGUUGUUCGAGCUUUAGAAUUUGCAUCAAAUCAAGAACAUGUAAUGGAUUUCACACGGCUUCGAGCCCUUGGCUCUUUAUUCUCAAUGCUGAACCAAGCAUGUCGAAAUGUUUUGAAUUAUAAUCACAGUCAUCCUGAUUUUCCUAUGCAGCAAGAUCAGUUAGAUCGAUAUAUCCCUCGCUGUUUAGUCUAUGCAUUACUGUGGUCCUUUGCUGGUGAUGGAAAAUUGAAAAUAAGAUCUGAUCUUGGUGAUUUUAUAAGAGGAAUCACAACUAUUCCUUUGCCACCAGUUACUAAUGCACCAAUUAUAGAUUUUGAGAAUGUUGUAAAAGUUCAAGACAAACAAGUAUUACAACAAAAAAUUCAACUUUUGGCAGAGAAAUCUAGUCUUGGAGAAAAAGUUUAUCACAGUUAUUUGUGGGAAAAUAGGGUGGUAACAUUACAGAAAUGGGUUCUAAUGAGGAAUGUCUCCACUUUUAGCUGUAAUACAUUGGUAGCAGCAACGUUUCAUGCUGUCAAUUAA